This is a messenger RNA of Amoebophrya sp. A25, 438 nucleotides long. Lineage: Eukaryota; Dinophyceae; Syndiniales; Amoebophryaceae. The record is from the annotation of a GenBank genome assembly.
UAAGACUGCAACGUUGCUAGUAUUGAUUUUUCGUAGUACAACAACAGCUCCUAAGCAAAUUUUUCUUCUAUCUAAGUAUAUUGCUUGCCGGUUGUGCUUGAUGUACCUAUUGUAUAGAUGAGCGAUCUAAAUCCUUUAGCUACGAUAUUUGUUCCAGGGCUCGGGGGAGCGUGGAUCCCCGGACCCCUUUUGGAGGCGUCUGCCGGGGGUGGCAGGCUUCCAAAGGGGUCCAAGGGACCUCCUCCGCCGCCUUCCAGCUGCCUCCGUGUACCCUACAGGCCCUCAACGUGCUGGCCCCUCGCCGCAGCAGCAGUGUGCCGGGCGUGGAAGGCCUCCGAAGGCGGCAAAAGGCGCAAGGCUGAACCCCCCGAGCCGUGUGGCCUGUACCCUCCGGGCCCUUGGUCUUCGGCUUGCUGGCUUUUGCCGCGCAUUUGCUGA